Molecule: messenger RNA, 846 nt
Organism: Penicillium cataractarum
Lineage: Eukaryota; Fungi; Ascomycota; Eurotiomycetes; Eurotiales; Aspergillaceae
Product: oxidoreductase, short-chain dehydrogenase/reductase family
Exons: 3
Coding region: 1-846 (281 amino acids)
Molecular function (GO): oxidoreductase activity
Source: RefSeq, a predicted model, not a curated record
AUGUCGGCUGCCGAACAGGUUCAAUUGUCCAACUUUUCCAACAUCUUUUCCCUCGAUGGAAAGGUCGCGGUCGUCACGGGCGGCUCGCGUGGGUUGGGACUGCACGCUGCCUCGGGACUUUUGCAAGCGGGCUGCUCGAAAGUCUACAUCACUUCCCGCAAGAAGGAUGCCUGCGAUGAAGCCGUCGCAGCUCUGAACGCACUACCUAACAAGCGGCCGGGCGCUCAAGCCAUCUCCGUGCCAGCAGAUAGCUCUCGCAUGGAAGAACUGGAUCGUCUGGUUGCUGAAAUCGCCAAGACGACUGACCACGUCGAUAUCCUCUUCGCCAAUGCCGGUGCCACCUGGGGUGAAAAGUUCGAUACCCACCCCGAGAAGAUGUUCUCCAAAGUGAUGGACCUGAACGUGAAGAGUAUUUUCUAUACUAUUCAAAAACUUGCACCCCUUCUCACCGUCAAGGCCACCAUCGACGAGCCUUCUCGUGUCAUCGUCACCGCGUCCGUUGCAGGCAUCGGGAUCGGUUCCAUCGGCGACAACGCCACGCCUAGCUACUCUGCCUCCAAGGCAGCUGCUAUCCAUCUUGCUAAGAACCUAGCUGUUGAGUUGGGUCCCAGACACAUUCUCACUAAUGCCAUCGCGCCGGGCUUCUACCCGUCCAAGAUGGCGACUGGUCUUAUCAAUGCCAAGGGUGGCAUGAAGCAUUUAGAAGAAUACUCGCCCAAUGGCCGAUUGGGUCGCCCUGAGGAUAUUGCGGGUUUGGUGGUCUUCUUGGGAUCGCGGGCCUCGAGUCAUUUGAAUGGCGCUGUGAUUGCGACUGAUGGUGGUGCCGUACUGAAGGGGAGACUGUAG